This is a messenger RNA of Pseudoliparis swirei, 3763 nucleotides long. It is a transcript of the gene nox5, whose product is annotated as NADPH oxidase, EF-hand calcium binding domain 5. Gene Ontology annotation, biological process: defense response; superoxide anion generation. The transcript is spliced from 18 exons. The coding region runs from base 1168 to 3609 and encodes 813 amino acids. Gene Ontology annotation, cellular component: NADPH oxidase complex; plasma membrane. NCBI's taxonomy places the organism in Eukaryota, Metazoa, Chordata, Actinopteri, Perciformes, Liparidae. Gene Ontology annotation, molecular function: superoxide-generating NAD(P)H oxidase activity; calcium ion binding. The record is from RefSeq and is a predicted model, not a curated record.
UGUAUUAAAUAUGUAUUUAAUAUGUGUAUCUUCAUGUUUACUGGAUGAAGUUGGACAUCGUUUUCUAAUAAAAAGUCUUUUUCUGUAAAUCUGAAACCAGAUUAUGUUUUUAUGAAUGUUUCAUGAACAUAAAGACUAAAUAUAGAGACUGAUUAGCUUAGCUUAGCAUAACGACUAGAAACAAGGGGGACUGCUAGCUUAGCUUAGCAUAAAGACUAGAAACAAGGGGGAACUGUUAGCUUAGCAUAAAGACUAGAAACAAGGGGGACUGCUAGCUUAGUUUAGCAUAAAGACUAGAAACAAGGGGGAACUGUUAGCUUAGUUGAGCAUAAAGACUAGAAACAAGGGGGAACUGUUAGCUUAGUUGAGCAUAAAGACUAGAAACAAGGGGGAACUGUUAGCUUAGCUUAGCAUACAGAUCAACACUAAUAUUAGUAGUUUUAUUAUUAUUAUCAUCACUAUUAUUAUUUUCAUGACUUAUUUCUAUUAUUGUUAUUAAUGUCAUAACUAUUAUCAUUAUUAUCAUUAGUCUGGUCCUGGUCUGGUUCUGGUCUUGUCCUGGUCUGGUUUUUGUCCUGGUUCUGUUCCUAGUCCUGGUCUGGCUCUGGUCCUGGUCUGGCUCUGGUCCUGGUCCUGGUCUGGCUCUGGUCCUGGUCUGGCUCUGGUCCUGGUCUGGCUCUGGUCCUGGUCCUGGUCUGGCUCUGGUCCUGGUCUGGCUCUGGUCCUGGUUGUUUCCUCAUUUCUGCUGCAGUUUCCUCGCUUCACCUCAGACAGCGUCAGCUGCAGCUGUCUGAGGAAGAGGAGGAGAUGAGAAAGAGGCGGGAUGAUGAAGAGAUGAGGAAGAGGAGGAGCUGAUGAAGAGGAGCGAAACACACAUCAGAGCCGUGGAUCUGGAGCAGCUUCCUGUGCAGCAGCCCCUCCUGCCCUCUUCCUCCCGCCCAACCUCCCUGACGCGUAUCGUUGCGGUCGGGCCGGCCCAGAUUAUCAGGAGCUGAGAAAACUUUUUGGAAAAGACAGCGAAGGGCCGAACCAACUCGAUUAGGAAGUGCUCCUCUCCCAAAUUGAGUUGGUUGGUUCCAUAAUGGACUGAACCAACUCUAUUAUUUGGGAGGGGUGAACUUCCUCGCAUGGUACAACCCAUGCAGAGGCUGCGGUGUCAGAAUACGCAUGAGUCUGGAGGAAGACGCCCGCUGGCUGGACUGGGUCACCAACCAGUUCCAGAGCAUCGCUGGAGACGACCAGGAGAUCGACCUGGAGGAGUUCAAGACGGCCCUGAAGGUCAAGGAUUCCUUCUUCGCCGAGCGUUUCUUCGCGCUGUUCGACUCUGACGGCAGCGGCUCCAUCAGCCUGGACGAGCUGCUGAAGGCUCUGGACCUCCUGAUCCACGGCAGCGAGACGGACAAGCUCAAGUUCCUGUUCCAGGUCUACGACGUGGACGGCAGCGGUUCCAUCGACCCCGACGAGCUGCGCACGGUCCUGAAGUCGUGUCUGCGUGAGAGCGCCAUCUCUCUGCCGGAGGAGAAGCUGGACGACUUGACGCUGGCGCUGUUCGAGUCGGCCGACAAGGACGGCAGCGGCUCCAUCACCUUCGAGGAGCUGAAGGCGGAGCUGGAGAACUUCCCCGAGGUGAUGGAGAACCUCACCAUCAGCGCUGCUAACUGGCUGAAGCCCCCUAAGGAGAAGCAGCAGAAGCAAGGUGCUCCUCGUUACCUGACGAGAGCGUACUGGCUGAACAACAGCAGGAAGCUGCUCUUCCUCGUCCUCUACACCUUCCUCAGUCUGCUCCUCUUCAUCACGGCCAUGAUGCAGCACCGGCCUGGGGGGGGCUGGUUCAUGGUGGCCAAGGGCUGUGGCCAGUGCCUCAACUUCAACUGCACCUUCAUCAUAGUGCUGAUGCUGCGUCGCUUCCUCACCUGGCUGCGGGCCACCUGGGUGGUGCGGGUCUUGCCUCUGGACCAGAACAUCCUGCUGCACCAGAUCGUGGGCUACGCCAUCCUCUGCUACACGCUGGUCCACACCACGGCACACGUCUUCAACUUCGUGCAGCUGUCUCAGACGGGGGACUACCGGCUGUGGGAGUACCUGCUGACCACCCGGCCCGGCAUCGGCUGGGUGGGGGGGACGGCGUCUCUCACCGGGGUCGUGCUGCAGCUGGUGAUCUGCCUCAUGGUCCUCUGCUCCAGCACCUUCGUACGGCGCAGCGGGCACUUUGAGGUGUUCUACUGGUCUCACCUGUCCUACAUGUGGGUCUGGUCUCUGCUGAUUGUCCACUGUGCAAACUUCUGGAAGUGGUUUGUGGUUCCUGGUCUGCUCUUCAUUCUGGAGAAGGUUGUGGGACUCGCCGUGGCUCGUAUGGGAGGUCUUUACAUCGUAGAGGUCAACCUGCUGCCCUCCAAGGUGACUCACCUGGUGAUCAGACGUCCUCAGUUCUUCCACUUCAAGCCUGGAGAUUAUGUUUACAUCAACAUCCCGACCAUCGCCAAGUACGAGUGGCACCCCUUCACCGUCAGCAGCGCGCCAGAGCAGUCAGAGAGUCUGUGGCUCCACAUCCGCUCCAUGGGUCAGUGGACCAACCGUCUGUACGAGUACUUCAGACAACCUGAGAGCCCAGACCUGAACCCCAAGAGCCUGGAGGCCAGUCUGAGGACCCGGAGACAGAGGAGGACGACCCAGGAGGUCUUAUUCAGCUCAACAAACGGGACCGUGGCCUCCAAUGAGGACGACGCCGUCGAGCUGAUGAUGUAUCGUCAGAACGGAUCCUGGUCCGACGUCGUGCCGGUCCAGGUCCAGGUCCAGGUCUCGGACCCGGACCCGGUAUCGGACCAGGACCCCCCGACGUCUGGAUCCCAGGGCCCGGCAGAGCCCCUUGCAGACAGGCUGGAGCCGGCAGAGCGAGGAGAGGCUCCUCCCCUCAGAGAGGCUCCUCCCCUGAUAGAGGCUCCUCCCCUCAGAGAGGUUCCUGCCAAGUUCACUGAGAACCACAGAUUCUGUGACAUCAAGUGUUACAUAGACGGACCAUAUGGGACCCCGACCAGACAGAUCUUCACCUCGGAGCACGCGGUCCUGAUCGGGGCCGGGAUCGGGAUCACGCCGUUCGCCUCCAUCCUGCAGAGCAUCAUGUACCGGUACCGCAUGAGGAAGCAGAACUGCCCCAGCUGUAACUACUCCUGGUGCGAGAACAUCAAACACAGCGAGAUGAAGCUGCGUAAGGUGGACUUCAUCUGGAUCAACAGAGACCAGAAGUCCUUUGAGUGGUUUGUGAGCCUUCUAACAAAACUGGAGAUGGACCAGGCGGACGAGGAGCCCGAAGGCCGCUUCCUGGAGAUGCACAUGUACAUGACGUCAGCGCUCAGCAAGAACGACAUGAAGGCCAUCGGCCUGCAGAUGGCGCUGGACCUGCUGGCCAAGAAGGAGAAGAAGGACUCCAUCACCGGACUGAGGACCAGAACCCAACCGGGACGCCCCGAGUGGGCCAAGGUGUUCCAGAAGAUGUCGGAGGAGAACAAAGGGAAAGUCCACGUGUUCUACUGCGGCUCCACGGCGCUGGCCAAGGUCAUCAAGGCCCAGUGUGAGGCCUUCAGCUUCAACUUCUACAAGGAGAACUUCUGAGGGUGUGUGUGUGCGUGUGCGUGUGUAUGUCUGUGGAUGUGAGUCUGUGUGUGUGUGUGUGUAUGUAUGUCUGUGUGUGUUUGUAACUGUGUCUGUGUGUGCCUGUGUGAGUGAGUGUGUGUGUAUGUAUGUGUGUGAUUAUGUCUGUGUGUGU